AUGGCGCCGGGCGGCUCGAGUGGGGAGCGCACCUUCGCAGCGGACGUGUCUCCGGGCGUGCCCUGCGAGCUCCAGAUGUACGACAGCGGCUGCGACGGCUGGGACGGCAUCACGUGGAGCGGGCUCGGGCAGGAGGGCCUCACUUUGCAUCAGGAAGACUGCGUCCCGGCCGGCUCGCCCAGCGCCGUCGUUGUCGAGGGCACUCUGGUCGGCGUGAACGAGUGGCUCGUACUGAUGCCCGCGGGGAGCAAGGACUGCGACGGCGCGACGCAGGCGCGCAGCACGCAGGGCGGCCAGAUGAGCGCGAACGGUUCGGUGCCUGUCUGGCUGCCAGCGGCGGGGACAUACAAGGUGUGCCACUCCUCACAGCAGAGCCCGGAUGAUGACGGCGACUUCGUGCUCGUGUCCCAUGUCUUGCAGAAGGCCUGCCUACCCCCCAACGCCCCACCGGCCCCGCCGACGUCGGACGAGGCCGUUCCCGUGGAGCCGUGGUCGACGACUGCCACCGUUGCCUACACCGUUGCCGCCACCGUGGGCGUCUGCGCGGCGGCUUUGUCGCCCUCGCCGCGCGCCACGUUUGCCGGAAGACCCAGUCCGCCAAUAGCCCGCCAGAGCUGAGCGACGCCGGGGCGUUGGCGCGAGAAAUCUCCGAGGCACUCCAGCCGGGCAACCAGCAGCCCCGGGGGCGGAUCCGCGUGGAGAUCUCGCCGAUGGUGCGAGCCGGCGGCGGCGUCGAGUUUGCGGCGACGGCUCCCGUGAAUCCCGGCAUCACGCAAGCCUAAGCCUCGGCCUCAGCGGCAUCGCUGUCGGGCAGCCGCGUCGCGCGCGCCCCGCUGCUUGCGUGCUCCACCAGCGCCCCGCCCCAGCCGGCGCCUCCGCGCGCGAGCUGGCCGAAGCCGACCACGGCGAGGGUGAAGCCGACGCGCUCGUCUUCGGACCUCGGAGCCCAGGCGUGCGGCGUCAAGAACGACCACGUCGUCGUGAAGGAG
Emiliania huxleyi CCMP1516 is the source of this 989-nucleotide messenger RNA. RefSeq lists its product as hypothetical. The record is from RefSeq and is a predicted model, not a curated record. The transcript has 5 exons. The coding region runs from base 1 to 618 and encodes 205 amino acids. Lineage: Eukaryota; Haptophyta; Isochrysidales; Noelaerhabdaceae.